This is a messenger RNA of Umbelopsis ramanniana AG, 492 nucleotides long. RefSeq lists its product as uncharacterized. Bases 131 to 448 code for a protein of 105 amino acids. The record is from RefSeq and is a predicted model, not a curated record. The transcript has a single exon. Lineage: Eukaryota; Fungi; Mucoromycota; Umbelopsidomycetes; Umbelopsidales; Umbelopsidaceae.
AGGGUUGUCUUUCUCCUUACUGUCGACUGUGAAAUAUCAAUGGUUCCGAGUACGACUGGAUUCUUCUUUUGAUAUCGUAUUCAUUCCUUUCAUCUUUCAUUACAGCUCUUCUUUAUUCACUGUUAAAAUAAUGAUGAGCAUUGUUUGGUUGCUUCAUUGUUUGACGGCAAUUGUCAUGAUCUUCCCCUGGGGAUCAGCAGCCGCACCUGUACCUGGCAAAUAUGUACCAUUUGUACAAGAGGAUUCUGUGGAAGGAGGACCAUCAGCAAGAUACCAGCCUUCAGCACUAGAACGCAGAGCAGUGUUGCAAAAGCGUGUUUCUACGGGUGUCCCUCCAGAAAAUCCGUCAUACAGAAUUGGAUCACACGAAAUUAAGGAUCUGAUCAAUCUGACUUCAAACGACCAGUUCAUCGACUAUACUAUGGGCCGCAAUCCGGAUCACCAUUGAAGGAGACUGAGAACACACAUCAUGCAAAAAGUAGCCCUUUCACU